AUGUACCUCCUGGUCGCCCUCGCCCGUAGCUAUGCCACAGCUAGCACGCGCUCCUCAAGACUUCCUCCAUCCAAGCCGCCUCUCUCUCUCGACCACUUCCUCCUACGCCAGCGUGUAAUAUCCCUCUACCGUAAGAUUGUCCGUGCAUGCCAUAAAAUUCCGCCUCCAACGAAGGAAGAGAUGAAAAGAUACGCAAGAGAAGAAUUUGAGCAGCAUAAAGCCGUGGAGGAUUUGAGGAAGAUACGGUAUUUGCUUAGUACUGGGAAGACGGAGUUUGAGCGAUUGGGAAAGCAGGUCAGCAAUAUGGGCUGA
Letharia columbiana is the source of this 312-nucleotide messenger RNA. RefSeq lists its product as uncharacterized. Gene Ontology annotation, cellular component: mitochondrion. The transcript has a single exon. Bases 1 to 312 code for a protein of 103 amino acids. The record is from RefSeq and is a predicted model, not a curated record. NCBI's taxonomy places the organism in Eukaryota, Fungi, Ascomycota, Lecanoromycetes, Lecanorales, Parmeliaceae.